UCAAUUUUCAAUUUUGUUGCGAUCGUCGCGAAAUUCCAAAGUUCAAAAUGGUUUGUUCAAAGAUAAAAACUCAAGAAGAUAAUUUCUGAUAGUAUUGUGUGUGAACAUUUCGUACAAGUGAGCGGUCCCCUAUCGAGCAGCAAUAAACAGAUAAUAUUAUAUCCCACACACAAGUCUGUUAUCUGAAAGAUCGUUUCACGUAACUUCAAAGUUAAACCAAGCUAUGGGGAUCGAUGGAAAUAACAUAUUAGCGGAGAGUUUGAAGAGACAGGGUGUAGAAUAUGUGUUCGGCAUUGUGGGUAUCCCUGUCAUUGAGACGUCUAUGGCUUUUCAAGCAGCAGGCAUCAAAUACAUUGGCAUGCGCAAUGAGCAGGCUGCCUGCUACGCAGCACAAGCUAUUGGCUACCUCACCGGCAAGCCAGGAGUAUGUCUGGCGGUAUCAGGGCCUGGUCUCCUCCACUGUAUAGGGGGCAUGGCCAACGCUCAGGUCAACUGCUGGCCACUACUAGUCAUUGCUGGCUCCUGCCCAGAGGACCAUGAGGGCAUUGGAGGCUUUCAGGAGUGGUACCAGGUAGAAGCCAGCAGGCAGUAUUGCAAGUACGCGGCGCGCCCGCCGUCGCCACGGCUGAUCCCCUUACAUGUUGAAAAGGCUGUGCGCCUCGCCACCGCCGGCCGGCCCGGCGCCGCGUACCUGGACAUGCCAGCCACGCUGCUCUUGGGUGAAGCCGACGAAGAUAAAGUACCCUUGGAAUACUAUACAACAGACCGAGUGAACCCCGCUUUCCCAGACCCGGCAUUAGUGGCUGAAGCAGCGGACAUUCUGGCGAAAGCCGAAAAGCCGCUCGUCAUAGUCGGGAAGGGCGCCGCCUACGCCAGAGCGGAAGACGCUGUCAGGAAACUUGUUGAUACAACCAAGCUGCCGUUCCUUCCUACGCCUAUGGGCAAGGGCGUCGUCCCCGAUACGUCCCCGUACUGCGUGUCAUCUGCGCGUACCCAGGCGCUGUCGCAAGCCGACGCCGUGCUGCUGCUCGGCGCUCGCCUCAACUGGAUGUUGCACUUCGGGCAACCGCCGCGCUUCCGACCCGAUGUUAAGAUCAUACAGGUGGAUAUAACCCCAGAAGAGUUCCACAACAGCGUGAAGUCGUCUGUGGCGGUGCACUCAGACAUCAAGCCGUUUGCUGAGGCCCUCACACAGAAGUUAGCGGAGAAGAAGUUCUCACUCCAGCCGACCAGCAACUCGUGGUGGACCGCUCUCGCUGAGAAGCAGAAGGCAAAUGCUGAGUUUGUUGAGUCACAAGCAAACAACGCGACAGUACCAUUGAACUACUAUGCGGUAUUCAAGACGGUGCAGAAAAUUAUUCCCAAAGACGCGAUCAUAGUGAGCGAGGGAGCCAACACGAUGGACAUCGGUCGCGGAAUGCUGUUGAACAACUUGCCGCGACACAGGCUCGACGCUGGCACUUUUGGCACCAUGGGGGUGGGUCCCGGAUUCGCCAUAGCGGCCGCGAUGUGGUGCCGCGACCACGCGCCCAACAAGCGGGUGAUCUGCGUGGAGGGUGACUCCGCUUUCGGAUUCUCAGGCAUGGAAAUCGAGACGAUGUUCCGCUACCAGCUGCCGGUGGUGAUUAUAAUCGUGAACAACAACGGCAUCUACGGCGGGUUCGACCCGCAGACCAUGAAGGACAUACAAGAGGGCGGUGACGUUGCUCUCUGCACACCUCCAUCGGCCCUGAGCACAGAAGUCCGCUACGAGAAGAUGAUGGAACUAUUUGGACAGUCUGGCUUUUUCUGUCGCACUACCAGUGAGAUCGAAGAUGCUCUCAAGAAGGCCCUGGCCAUCACAGACAGACCCAGCAUAAUCAACAUACUAAUCGACCCCCAGUCCAACAGGAAGCCCCAGAAAUUCAACUGGCUCACAGAAUCCAAACUGUGAUUCAAGUACAAAUGUACUUCUGUAUUUUUUUUAAAUAUCGUUGUUAUACCCGAUUCGCAUUAUUCCAGUAAGAUUAGAGCACUCGAUUCAACCGCUGGACUGGAAUGCUUACUGGAAUAAUGUGAACGAACAUUAGUCGAACAAAUUGUGUAAAUAUCAGGACAAUGGGGCAAUUAUGAAGUACACUUGCAUUUCUUUUUUGUUAUAUGUUAUUGUAUGGGUAAGUGCAAUCGAUAAGACUAUAUUGUUGUAUUCCUUUUUACACAUUUUCAAUCAAGUUACAAAUAUACAAGGGUAUUAUUAAGCAAAACAUGUUGUAACAGUAAUAUUGUCUGUAUUUCAGUUACUUAAUGACACAUCACAGUAUCUGUAUAUUAUGAACUUAAAAAUAUAUUUUAAUAAAAUUUACAUUAUAAACUAAA
Molecule: messenger RNA, 2355 nt
Organism: Pectinophora gossypiella (pink bollworm)
Lineage: Eukaryota; Metazoa; Arthropoda; Insecta; Lepidoptera; Gelechiidae
Gene: Hacl
Product: 2-hydroxyacyl-CoA lyase 1
Exons: 12
Coding region: 224-1933 (569 amino acids)
Biological process (GO): fatty acid alpha-oxidation
Cellular component (GO): peroxisome
Molecular function (GO): thiamine pyrophosphate binding; magnesium ion binding; catalytic activity
Source: RefSeq, a predicted model, not a curated record